Molecule: messenger RNA, 6224 nt
Organism: Vidua chalybeata
Lineage: Eukaryota; Metazoa; Chordata; Aves; Passeriformes; Viduidae
Gene: PRDM2
Product: PR/SET domain 2
Exons: 9
Coding region: 126-5129 (1667 amino acids)
Biological process (GO): regulation of transcription by RNA polymerase II
Cellular component (GO): nucleus
Molecular function (GO): histone methyltransferase activity; RNA polymerase II transcription regulatory region sequence-specific DNA binding; protein binding
Source: RefSeq, a predicted model, not a curated record
GACAAGAUGGCGCCCGGUCGGUGCCGGCGCUGAGGCCGCUCCGCCGCCAGCGGGGCCCGGGGUUCAUGUAAUCAAAGGAGUUCCUUUGUUGUGUGUAUCUUUUCAGAACACAACAGGAAUCCAAAAUGAAUCAGAACACAACUGACUCCCCUGUUGCUGUGGAGACCUUGGAUGAUGUUCCUGAGCACGUGCUUAGGGGCCUUCCUGAGGAUGUGAGGCUCUUCCCAUCUGCUGUUGACAAGACUCGGCUUGGUGUCUGGGCAACAAAAUCAAUUUUGAAAGGCAAGAAGUUUGGACCAUUUGUUGGUGACAAGAAAAAAAGAUCUCAAGUUAAGAGCAAUGUGUACAUGUGGGAGGUGUAUUACCCCAACCUGGGCUGGAUGUGUGUGGAUGCCACGGACCCAGAGAAGGGCAACUGGCUGCGCUACAUAAACUGGGCCCGCUCAGGGAAGGAGCAGAACCUCUUCCCCCUGGAGAUCAACAGGACCAUUUACUACAAGAGUUUAAAGCCAAUCGCGGCGGGAGAGGAGCUGUUGGUGUGGUACAAUGGCGAGGACGACCCGGCGAUAGCGGCCGCGAUCGAGGAGGAGCGAGCGAGCGCCCGCAGCCGCCGGCACUCCCCGAAGGCCCGCAGAGGAAAGAAGAAGACUCAGGAAGGUAAAAACAAGGGAAAGAAGGCAGCAGAAACAAAACAGAAAAAGACUGAUUUGGAUUCUACUUCUGCAGAUAUGAGGGAUUCUAAAGAAGCUCAUAAAGAGGAGGAUGAAACGCCUUCUGUUUCUGCUGUGCUGUCUCUGGAACAAACAGCUGUGAUUCAGGAAAUGGUAAAUCAAGAUGUACUUCCAAAGCUGAUGAUCCCCAGUCCAACCAACGAAACACAAGUGGUAACUGAAGACAAACAAGGAGAAGCAAUAAACUGUGCAUCAGAUGAUUUAGAUGAUGAUGAAGAGGAGGAUGAAGAAGAGGAAGAUGAAGAGGAGAUAGAAGAUACCAAUAUGCCUAGAGAAAAUGCUGGAAUGCCUUUGAUAUGUGAGGAAAAGUUGGACUCCAUGGAAGAACAAAAGAGUACAUCAGAGGAAUCUCCAGAAAGCUCUCCAAAGAAAAAACUCGUGGUGAAAAUUCCAAAAGCAGAGGGGGAAUCCAACGGUGAUGUUCAGGAAACAUUCAUGUUUCCUUGCCAGCAUUGUGAGAGGAAGUUUACAACAAAGCAAGGACUUGAGCGCCACAUGCACAUCCAUAUAUCCACCCUGAACCACGCGUUCAAGUGUCGAUACUGCGGGAAAGCCUUCGGCACUCAGAUCAACAGGCGGAGGCACGAGCGACGCCACGAGGCCGGGCCGAAAAGGAAACCGUUCCUGACACUGACCUCGUCACAACACCUGGAUAAUGUUGCUGAUAACCAAGUCAUUGUGGAUGAUGGUCUUAAAGAUGACCUGAAUGUUUCCAGUCUCGUGCAAGACUCUGUUGUCUUGGAUUCUGAGAAAGUUUCCCAGGAAAUGUCAAACUCCACGUUUGCUGAGGAAAAUAAGGAGCCCAAAGAAUUGCAUCCAUGCAAAUACUGCAAAAAGGUUUUUGGUACUCACACCAACAUGCGGAGGCAUCAGCGUAGGGUUCACGAGCGUCAUCUUAUUCCCAAAGGUGUCAGAAGAAAAGGGUUCUUUACUGAAGAGCCACCUCUCCCGACAGAGCCAGCCCCAGCAGUCCAGAGUGUGUACAUAGCGAGCACAGAAAUAGAAGAGGAAGGUGAAGGAGAUGAUGUCUACCUUAUGGAUAUAUCCAGCAAUAUCUCUGAGAAUUUAAAUUACUACAUUGAUGGUAAAAUUCAGUCCAACAGCAGCACUAGCAAUUGUGACGUGAUUCAGAUGGAGUCCAACUCUGCAGACUUGUAUGGAUUGAAUUGUAUAAUCAGUCCGGUCACAGUGGAAAUUUCCACAAAUUUAAAGGUUACACAGACACAUGUGAAUGAACCUCCUAAGGAACCCGCUAGCAGUGGGAGCAGUGAAUCCAAAAAGAGAAGAACUGCCAGCCCUCCUCUUGUACCAAAAAUAAAAACUGAAAUAGACCCAGAACCUAUAACUCCUACUAGUUCUUUAAAUCUUCCUCUUAGCAUUUCAACAGAAAGCUUACCUUUUCAUAAAGAAAAAGGGGUUUAUUUGUCGUCAAAAUUAAAGCAGCUUCUUCAGACACAGGACAAUAAGAAGAUAACUCCAUCAAGUGAAAUCCCUAAAAUAGGACCUUCUGUUACAUCAACGUCUGUUUUGCCUCCAGUAUCCAGCAGGUUUAAAAGAAGGACCAGCUCUCCUCCCAGUUCUCCACAGCACAGUCCAGUGCUUCGAGACUUUGUCAAAUCAGGCGAGGGAAAAACUGUGUGGAAUGAUAAUGUUCGGAGUUCAAAAAUGCCAAAGUUAGAAAGCCACAGCAACUCACCUGCUUGGAGCUUGACUGGAAGAGAGGACAAAGAGACUUUGAGCCCUCUUUGCUUUGAAGAAUAUAAAAUAUCGAAAGACUGGACAGCAGCUCCGACUUUUGGCAAUGUGUGCAACCAGCAGCCAUUGGAUUUAUCCAGUGGUAUGAAACAAAGGUCUGAUGUCAAAAGCAAGACUCAGGUUCCCUGGGAAUCUGUUUUAGAUCUAAGUGUGCAUAAGAAGCCUUGCAGUGAUGCUGAAAUUAGGGAAUACAAAGAAAAUUCCACACAUGCAACAUGUAGCGGCGUUAAGAAGAAGAAACCCACCACUUGCAUGUUGCAGAAGGUUCUGCUGAACGAGUACAAUGGGACGGAAGCAGCCCCAGACAGCGCGCUGGGCACGGACAGCGCCGCCAGCCCCAGCAAGGCCCUGGAGCCUGAGGCAGAGCCCGACGUGGAUCCCGCGCUCUCGGCGUCGUCUUCCACUGACACUCAGCCCCUGAGCUCCGCCGCUUCCCCCGUGCCACAGGCGUCUGCUGCACCUGCCGUGUGCCAGCUGCCUCCGUUGUUAACGCCCACCAACCCCCCGUCCCCGCCGCCCUGCCUGCCCGUGCUAACAGUGGCCACCUCACCUCCCCCACUGCUCCCAACGAUGCCCUUACCGAUCCCAGAUGUCUCUGCCAGUGCCACUAACACUUCCUCCUGUCCCUCGCCACUCUCCAACACUACUACCCAGUCCCCACUACCAGUUCUUUCACCUACAGUUUCUCCUUCUCCAUCCCCUGUCCCUUCUGUUGAACCUCUUAUUUCUGCUGCUUCACCUGGCCCCCCUACACUGUCUUCCUCAUCUUCCUCCUCCUCUUCCUCCUCUUUCUCAUCCUCUUCCUCCUCAUCGUCUCCAUCUCCACCUCCUCUUUCUGUAGUUUCUUCUGUUGUUUCCUCUGCUGAUAACCUUGAAAGUUCUCUCCCAAUAAUAAAACAGGAAGAAGCUGAAAGCGAGCAGCAGAAAGCGAGAGAAGAUCCUCAUACUUCAAGUGAAUCAGGAGUAGUGCAGGAAACGUUCAACAAGAGCUUUGUGUGCAAUGUCUGCGAAUCACCUUUUCUUUCCAUUAAAGACCUAACAAAGCAUUUAUCCAUUCAUGCUGAAGAAUGGCCCUUCAAAUGUGAAUUCUGUGUACAGCUUUUUAGGGAUAAAACAGACUUGUCAGAACAUCGCUUUCUGCUUCAUGGAGUAGGGAAUAUCUUCGUUUGUUCAGUGUGUAAAAAGGAAUUUGCUUUUUUAUGCAAUUUGCAACAGCAUCAACGGGAUCUCCAUCCAGACAAAGAGUGCACACAUCAUGAGUUUGAAAGUGGGACUUUGAGACCCCAGAAUUUUACUGACCCUAGUAAGGCGAACGCAGAGCACAUGCAGAACCUGCCAGAAGAUUCUUUGGAACCUUCAAAAGAGGAGGAAGAUGAAGAUCUAAAUGAUUCUUCUGAAGAGCUUUAUACUACUAUAAAAAUAAUGGCUUCUGGAGUGAAAUCUAAAGAUCCAGAUGUUCGUAUGGGCCUCAAUCAACACUACCCAAGCUUUAAACCACCUCCUUUCCAGUAUCACCAUCGUAAUCCUAUGGGUAUUGGAGUUACUGCAACAAACUUCACAACCCAUAAUAUCCCACAGACUUUUACUACUGCCAUUCGAUGCACAAAAUGUGGAAAAAGUGUUGAUAACAUGCCUGAGUUACACAAACACAUACUGGCUUGUGCAUCUGCUAGUGAUAAAAAGAGAUACACACCUAAAAAAAAUCCAGUACCCCUCAAACAGACAGUGCAGCCUAAGAAUGGCAUGGUGGUUAUUGCAGGGCCUGGGAAGAACGCCUUCAGACGAAUGGGUCAGCCUAAAAGACUCAAUUUCAAUGUUGAGAUUAGCAAAAUGUCCUCCAAUAAACUAAAAAUAAGUGCAUUGAAAAAGAAAAACCAGCUUGUACAGAAAGCUAUCCUGCAAAAAAAGAAAUCUGCCCAGCAGAAGGCAGAACUGAAAAAUAACCCAUCUGAGACGGACUCUCACAUCUGCCCCUACUGCAACAGAGAGUUCACUUACAUUGGGAGUUUGAACAAACACGCAUCAUACAGCUGCCCCAAAAAACCCAUCUCUCCCUCCUCCAAAAAGAAUUCUUCCAAAAAAAGUGCAGCUUCUUCACCUGCAAACAGUGACAAAGGCAGCAACCAGCGCAGGCGAACAGCAGAUGCAGAAAUCAAAAUGCAGAGCACUCAGCCUCAUCUGGGCAAGACGAGAGCACGAACCUCAGGGCCUGCACAGCUCCAGCUCCCCUCUGCCUCCUUCAAGUCCAAACAAAACGUUAAAUUUGUACCUUCCAUGCGAUCUAAAAAGCCAAAUUCAUCUUCAUCGUUGAGGAACUCUAGUCCUGUAAGAGUGUCUAAAAUGUCCCAUGUUGAUGGGAAAAAAACUAAGGUGGUUUCUAAGAACAAUUCCUCUGGAAUCUCCAGCAAAGCGUCGCGGAAAUUGCACGUCAGAAUACAAAGGAAUAAUAAAGCUGUUUUGCCAAGUAAAUCUGCUGUGGCGAGUAAGAAAAAGGCAGACAGGUUCAGUGUAAAAUCUAGAGAGAGGAUUGGAGGACCAAUCACACGGAGUUUGCAGCAGGCAGCAAAUGCAGAAGCAGCAGAAAGCAAAAGAGAUGAAAGCAGUACAAAGCAAGAACUGAAAGAUUUCAGGAAUCUCCUGUAAAAACAAAACAAAAAAUCUCUUAAUGCCAUGGUAGAGCUGUUGCAUGCUCAUCUUAGGAUAAGCACUAUGCCAAGGGAUGUGAAAUCCAAGCUUGUGAAACUCGCAGAAGCUGAGUCACAACCAUAAAAUUGCCUUCAGGCUUCUUGCUCAUGCUCAUUGUCAGGCCUAGAUUUUCUUACUUCGUGCUUGACACACAGGAUGAUUCAGAUUAAAGCAAAGUACUGUUAAACACAAAUGAAAUCCCACAGGAAAUCAUCAGAAGAAAUAGUGGGAUUAACUGAACCAAAUGUUUUGCUCUUGAUUCUGUCCACACCUUUGUGGAUGGUGUUGGGCAGUUCAGUUUCUGUGCUUGGCAAAGCAGGUUCCUUCAGCCUGCCCAGAAAUCCGUGUAGAUUCAGGGCCAACAAUUGCUGCACUCUGGUAUUUUUGUCAUGUAUUGGGUCUCUUAAAGCCUUUUGUCUAAAUGAGUCAGUAGAGGCCAACCUAGCACGGCAGAAUUACCUUCCCACCUUCUCCUCACUUUCUGAGUCUUUUAGAUGUCCAGUAUACAGUGGAAAAAAGCCUGAUUUGGAUGUUUUAUGGAUUUUCCAAGUGCUUAUUUACACAUGCAAAUAAAACUUUAUAUAGCAGUGAUGAAUUUCUAAACACCAGAUAUAUAAUGGAUGCAGUGUAUCUUUUUAUGGAUUAGAAGGCUAGAGCAGGGCUGCAGACCUGCAUAUUUUGAAAAUGAAAUAUAUAAUUAUUCUAAAAGGUUGUACACCUCUAAUUUAAGACAAUGAAUUGGUCUAUUGUUCAUAGCAGCUUUUUAUGGAAAUACUGUUUGUCACGUGUUCAUAGAACUUUCACAAUUAAUGACAGAAUGGAUGGAAAGUGACUAGUUUCUUUAUACAGACACCCAUUUUAUUUUUUAUUCUUAAAAAGUAAUCUACCUCUUUUAAAUUUGUAGUUUAAUACUUGUUUGGUGAAUUUGUGCCACUUUAACUUUCACUUUCACUAUCAUUCCCAUUUUGUUACAUUUCUGUUAUGGGGACUUUAUGUUGAAAUAUUGUAUAAAGCAUUUGUAGCAAGUUUAAGAAAAUAAAAUAUUUAAAAUUA